CGACAGAUUGGGUUCGUGCAGUCUAUUCCUCCAGCUCCUAUGAGACCAGCCAAGGCUCUUCGACCGGCACACGGAACCUACUCCGUGACCUUUCCUUCUUCUGCUGCUGCAUUUGUGGAGGCGUGGAGUAGGUUCCCCUACAGUGGCCGCCUUGUUGAGCAGGGACUUCGACGGGCUACUGUUCCUUCAGAGACUGAACCUAAUUACGUUGAAUGGUUCAGAGUUUGCUCGCACCCGUACAUAUCCCGAGACGAAUUGCUGGCUUCCGGUCCUGGUCCUGGUCAGAGCAGAUGUGAUUACUUCGCGAAAGAAUGGGCCAGUCGAUUCUCUCCAGUGGCAAGACUACCUACGCGGCUUGCGGAUUUGAACUCCCGUGAACGACAUGCGUUAGAAAUAUACCUUAAUGAUUGUAGAGAAUUAUAUGAUCAAUGGCAAACUGAUCAAGGGCAAGGCCCUGAAUAG
Molecule: messenger RNA, 462 nt
Organism: Amaranthus tricolor (Joseph's coat)
Lineage: Eukaryota; Viridiplantae; Streptophyta; Magnoliopsida; Caryophyllales; Amaranthaceae
Exons: 2
Coding region: 40-462 (140 amino acids)
Source: RefSeq, a predicted model, not a curated record